Amborella trichopoda is the source of this 1383-nucleotide messenger RNA. It is a transcript of the gene NUDT9, whose product is annotated as nudix hydrolase homolog 9. Lineage: Eukaryota; Viridiplantae; Streptophyta; Magnoliopsida; Amborellales; Amborellaceae. The record is from RefSeq and is a predicted model, not a curated record. Gene Ontology annotation, molecular function: GDP-mannose hydrolase activity.
CGAAACCUACAGAACACACAGCUUUUUCCCAGUCAUCGAGUUUUACAGUCAAAAGCAGUUGUUGGUUUCGCCUGCGUGGAAGUUGGUCCUCUUUCGCAAGGGCGACUGAGCACUGACGCUGGCGUUGAGAAUCAACAGGGGGCUUCCUGCAUUUUCCCGGUGAGGAGGGGUAUAGAAGAGGGAAAACUACGGACUCUGGGAAGCUCUAAGGUAGCCAUGCCGGCCUCAUCUCCUCCUCCUCGCGCUUACUCUAUACUCUUUGCUUGCCCCACUGGACUCUCUCGUUCUCAGGUGUUUGUAGAUUUCAGUGCAUCUUAUGACAGGAUGCCUCAUCCAGACCCCAGGCUUGAAGAAUCCAUAUCUCAGAUAUGGGAUCAGAGGCUUCACGAGAACCCAUCCUUAUACAAUGGUUUGAAGUUUAGGUUUGGGGGCUACUUGGUGCAUACAACUGAUGAAGAUUUGGGGAACGAUUCUAAUGUAUGUAUUCACUUGGGUUUGACAGAUUACAGGACAUUUGUUGGCACCAACUUAAGUCCUCUUUGGGAGAAAUUCCUUAUUUCAGAUGAAAAUGACUCCAUAUGUGGCCAACACACAGCAAGUCCAUUGGGAAAUGGUGCUGUCGUAGAGAGUGCUGAUGGUAAAAUUCUUGUUUUGCAAAGAAGCUAUAAUGUGGGAGAAUUUCCCGGUCAUUAUGUUUUUCCUGGAGGACAUUCUGAGCCUCAAGAAAUUGGCAUUUCAUGUCAUAUACGUGAUGAGGACACACGAAAUAGUUCAUGCCUAAAUGAUAAAGUUUCAGAAGAGAUGUUUGAUGGUAUUACGCGUGAAGUAGUUGAAGAAAUUGGUGUCCCUGCAGGCUCUCUUACAUAUCCAACAUUUAUUGGUAUUUCCCGUCGAUUGUUGAAUGUUCGCCCAACAGCCUUUUUUCAUGUUAAAUGCCACAUGGAGUCGGAGGAUAUUCGUCGGUUCUAUUCAAAUGCGCAAGAUGGAUAUGAAUCCACCCAGCUUUUUGCAUUUUCUCAGGAUGAGUUGAGGAAUGUCGCUUCCAAAAUGCCUGGCUGUCAUCAAGGUGGGCAUGCAUUAUAUGAAUUAAUGGUAAAGGAACAAAAGAUUUUAUGAUAACUUUAUGUAGCCCUCUGGUUAUGCUUUCUGAAGAUUAUUCUAUUAGAAAUAUAUUAUAGAUCAAUAUAUCGCCGACAUAUGUUUCAGACUUGAUGAUUGUUGACUCAUUACAUGUAAUUUUCCAAUAGAGAUCGUCUUUGAGACUCAUCUGAGUUGGGUUUAUUAAUACUCUAGUGGAUGACACAGUAUUGAUUUACCACUGGAAUGAUUUGUAUUAUGUUGCUUAUGGUAUAGAUUUAUGAUAGGCUUUGCAACUUAUUGUUU